Molecule: messenger RNA, 1823 nt
Organism: Daphnia carinata
Lineage: Eukaryota; Metazoa; Arthropoda; Branchiopoda; Diplostraca; Daphniidae
Product: protein dimmed-like
Exons: 1
Coding region: 127-981 (284 amino acids)
Molecular function (GO): protein dimerization activity
Source: RefSeq, a predicted model, not a curated record
UGCACACCUUCAAUUCCUUCUCGCUCGCUCCCUCUUAUUUCAAAACAUCCAACUUUUGCCUCUUCUCUCGCUACUCGUAAGUGUAACAAGGAAGUCUGUCGACUUUGGAAAUUCAGUGACACAGAGAUGUUCCAGGAUUGCAACAAGAAACGCUUUUUGGCCACCGUCAGUAAGACAGGCAAACGCGACGAAUUGUCCGCUUAUUUAAACGACAGCAAGUGCAUCGCUCCGCUGCCACCGGUCAGCUCCUUCCGCCAGCCCACCAGUAGCUGCUACGACGCCGCAUCCGACGGUUACAACACUCCCAGCCCAAUGUCUUCGGAAAGCAGUGACCACGGCCAUCAUAUCGGUGGGGGACAUCCAACCUAUCGCGGACACUUCGGUGAAAGUCCCUUACCAUCGCCCAGCCACCAUCACGCCGUUUCACCAUCAGCCACAUCGUCCGAAGAGGAACUCCGUCAGCGAUUGCAAUAUUUCGUCCAGCCGCCGGCCAGCAAUAACUCAUCCGCUAACUACUACGACCUGCGAGUCAGCGUCAAAGAAGAUCCCGAACGCUGUUACCUCUCCGCAGGUCUACCCACACCCAGUUCUCCAGGAUCGCCAUUGAACAGCCACCAUCAUCACACGGUAAAUUCGCCCGUCAGUCCGGCUCCUUCUUCCAUUCAUCCGUUGAUGGGUGAGCAGGCGAACCAGUCGAGCAACCACAGCGGCUCCGAUUCCGAGUCGACGCUUCCGCGCAGCACCAGCAGCGCUUCAAACGGUCACAAGCGGCCGCUGAAGGAAGUCGCUCCGCAGGUGAUGAAGAAACGUCGUCUGGCGGCCAACGCUCGCGAGCGCAGACGGAUGAACAACCUGAACAGCGCCUUUGACCGUCUCCGCGAUGUUGUGCCCGCUCUCGGCAACGACCGACAACUCUCCAAGUACGAAACUCUCCAAAUGGCUCAGAGCUACAUCACCGCACUGUGGGAACUGCUUCAGUAAAGUUCCACUAAAUGCUGUUUUGAAACGAUUAUUGCUGCACUUGUUGCCAUUUCGAAUUCAUCGUUUGAAACUCUGAAGACGGGUUGAAAACUAAUUCCAGUUAAUCACGGUAAAAGGAGACGUAAAGUACCUCAUCAUUCAUUGUAUGCCUCCCCUUCAAAUGUCAGAGUGUUUAGCAUAAAUAGUAAAUUAAGACUUGAGAUCGUGGCGUACAUUCGCCUCUGAAUGGGAAGCGAUUCAGGAUAAAGCUCGGUGAAAAUAUCGAAAAAAGAAAUUCAUGGCUUUUCACCAUGACAUUUCCUACUGUUGUUAUUGCAUACACAUAAAUCUAGUCUCUGUUUCGUUGAUGGUGCCCGGUCGGCCGCUGUUUCUGACGCCGACGACGCCAUUUAUUGUCUGUUGCCUCAAGUGUAUAACUCUUUCUCUCUCUUUCGAGUUAGGCCAUCUUUCGACAUCUUCAUCUUUUGAAUAGUUGCCUGUCUUGACCUCUCCUCAUAGUUGCAUGCAUAGGGUCUCGAUGUGAACUGCAUUCGUAAUUGGAGGCUGUUCAACUCUCCCGUAUCUUACCUUGUUUCGAAUUUCUCUAAAUGUUUGCUGGCGAAAAUAAUUGCACAAAAUUUACAAUAAAGAAAAAUAGAAAAAAAAAAUGAAGAGCUACAUAACUCAAUCACGAACAACUUGAAAUUUGCUGCUGUUGACUUUGAAAUGAGAAAAAUGUUUCGUUGGGCUCACUGUGCCUUUUGGAGUUGUAUUUCCAACUAAUGAAUCGAUUGCUCACAACGUAUGCCUUUCUAUUUAUGUAUUUGCUUGUCUACGCAACAUUAUGACGUACACCGUAUUCC